Messenger RNA from Gossypium raimondii (Peruvian cotton), 2147 nucleotides. Its product is annotated as F-box/kelch-repeat protein At5g60570. Gene Ontology annotation, cellular component: nucleus. NCBI's taxonomy places the organism in Eukaryota, Viridiplantae, Streptophyta, Magnoliopsida, Malvales, Malvaceae. The transcript is spliced from 2 exons. Gene Ontology annotation, molecular function: protein binding. The record is from RefSeq and is a predicted model, not a curated record. Bases 531 to 1898 code for a protein of 455 amino acids.
AAACAAGCGUUAGAAAAUUGUUGAUAGAAUCGAAUCUCUGUUUUCAUCGCCUUUUAAAUAAAAAAACGGAAAAUUACUAUUAAAAUUGAAACAUAAAAAUUAUACAAUUAAUUUAAUCUCUGUCUGUCUGUCUGUCUCUCUCUCUCUUUUUUCUUUUUUUCUUUGUUUUCUCUCUGGGUUUUUAGAGAAAGUGAGAGGAAAGAUGAUUUUUUAUGUAAUAAAAUAAUCAUAUUAAUAAAUAAUUAUAAAUAUUAAUUAUUUAUAUAUAUAUGGAUGAGAAUGAGAUUACUAUCGGAGAAAGAUAAAAGGUAGAGAAAAAAAAAAAGAUACUGGGAAAUUUGGGGGGUGAUCAAAGCUUUAAGAGUAAUGUGAAUUAGGGUUUUUUUUUUCCUUUUUUUUUCUCCCUCUUUUUUUUGGGUUUUGAAACUUCUUGUCAGUGAUCGGAUUUCAUCGAAAUUUCCAGGUAGCGAAAGAAUCGGGUUGGAUUUUUUAUUCACUGAAGGAAUAGUUUCGUGUAGGGCACAUUCUAAAUGGUGUUCAGAGAUUCACUUAAGAAGUCAAAGACGAAAGUCGAUGGGUCAGAAUAUGACUCACCAGUGGUGGCUGGUUUGCAACCUCCAGCAUCAUACAAACACAAUUUGAGAGUUUCGCAAGAUGAUUGGGAUCUAUUGGCAUACAUUCUCUUGGCUAAUAAAACUAAUACGAAACAUGUUGGGCAAGGUUUGCUGGACCCAGAAGUGCGUACUUUAACUUUUGGCUAUAUAGGACUGAACGGAAAGAAACCUAUAAUUGUAGCAAGAUCUGGAGAAAAUCAUGAUGGACAAGCAUCGGAUAACAGUCUACUACCUGGUCUUAAUGAUGACAUGGCACUGAACAUUCUGGCUCGGAGCAGCAGAUCUGACUACCCAAAUAUUUCCUGUUUAAACAAGAAAUUUAGGUCACUGAUCGGCAGUGGUUAUUUAUAUAAACUGAGACGUCAGCUUGGUAUAAGAGAAGACUGGGUUUAUCUAGCCUGUAAUAUGAUGCCUUGGAAAGCUUUUGAUCCUAUGAGACAGAAAUGGAUGAGGCUACCAAGGAUUCCCUGUGAUGAUUGUUUUACUUGUGCUGAUAAAGAGUCUCUGGCAGUGGGGACUGAAUUACUCGUAUUUGGUCGUGAGUUGUCCGGAUUUGCUAUUUGGAUGUAUAGUUUGAUUACUCACGAUUGGUCUAGAUGCCCCGUAAUGAAUUUGCCUCGAUGUUUGUUUGGAUCUAGCAGCCUUGGGGAGAUUGCUAUUGUAGCUGGGGGCAGUGAUAAGAAUGGGAACGUUCUAAAAUCCGCUGAGCUUUACAAUUCUGAAUUGGGUACUUGGCAAACCUUGCCGGAUAUGAACUUCCCACGUAAACUGUGUUCCGGUUUCUUUAUGGAUGGGAAAUUUUAUGUCAUUGGGGGCAUGUUGAGUCAUACAGACUGUUUGUCUUGUGGUGAAGAGUACAAUAUGCAGACAAGAUCAUGGAGGAGGAUUGAAAAUAUGUACCCAGGCUGCAAUGCAGGGGGUACAUUUCAUCCCGCAAUGCGUUCGCCUCCUUUAGUUGCAGUCGUAAAUAAUCAACUCUACUCUGCUGAUCAAGCAACAAACGAAGUCAAAAAAUACGACAAGGUUAAUAACUCAUGGAGCGUUGUGAAGACACUACCUGUUAGGGCUGACUGGAACAACGGUUGGGGACUGGCAUUUAAAGCCUGUGGUAACAGUUUACUCGUAAUAGGAGCUGGAGGACGUGGAAGUGGUGAUAACGGAGUAAUCGUUCUGCAUUCAUGGAAUCCGGAGGAUGGAAGCAGUAAUGGAGCGGACUGGAGUGUGCUUGCGGUCAAGGAAAGAGCGGGUGCUUUUGUUUACAAUUGUGCAGUGAUGGGUUGUUAACGAUUCGACACACAUCUUUGGUACAAACAUCAGCAGUCGAAAGAUCGGUAAGCCUAACCAGUUAAUGAGUUAUAUGUUCUCACUAUCAUUAAGUUGUUACUUGUCUUGUAUUUUCCUUCUUUUUUUUCUUUUUUCUUUUUUCCAUUUAUGGUUCUUCAGAUGAAUAAUUGACCUGAAAAUUGUGUAGAAAGCCAUUACUGAAAGCUUUUAACCUCUUACCAAGUAAUUGACUGUUUGCCAUUUCUCUCC